Molecule: messenger RNA, 5499 nt
Organism: Pelmatolapia mariae (spotted tilapia)
Lineage: Eukaryota; Metazoa; Chordata; Actinopteri; Cichliformes; Cichlidae
Product: polyhomeotic-like protein 1
Exons: 15
Coding region: 77-3049 (990 amino acids)
Biological process (GO): negative regulation of DNA-templated transcription
Cellular component (GO): nucleus; PRC1 complex
Molecular function (GO): zinc ion binding; histone binding; chromatin binding
Source: RefSeq, a predicted model, not a curated record
CUCCGUCAUCGUGCAGCGCCGGAAAGGGCCGAGCAGAAAAAAGAAGGAGGCGUUUCCACACAUCAGCUGCAAAUUUAUGCAGAACAGUAAAAUCAGUGCUGCUGCUGCUGCUGCUGCCGCUUCGAGCGUCCUGCACAGAGAAGAAGAAGAAGACGGGCGAAAAGAGCAGCAGCACCGGGCACAACGCAGACAAGAAGCCCGGCGGAUCGUUGCAUCGCUCGGUGUCGCUCUGCAGCGGGCAGCCGGUGCAGGAGGAGCCGGACGAACCCGGAGCGGUGACGCAGCCAUGGAGACAGACGGAGAGCAGAACCAAAAGGGGGCCUCGACCAAUGGAAGCGCUCCGUCUGGGACGAGCUCCCGCCCCUCUCCCAUGAAUUCCAUGUCUCUGUAUGAAAGGCAGGCGGUCCAGGCCCUGCAGGCGUUACAGAGGCAGCCCAAUGCCGCUCAGUACUUCCAGCAGCUGAUGCUGCAGCAGCAGAUCAACAACGCAGCACAGCUGCAGAACCUGGCAGCUGUGCAACAGGUAAAGGCCACUCUGGCUGCUAGUCGUCAGUCAAGCCCCUCCAGCAGUAGCUCUUCUCAGACUACCAGCACAACCACAGUCAAUGUAACAUCUGGAUCAGGGUCUACAACCAGCAGCCGUCCAAUGGGUGCCUCAGCAACAUCCACAAUCAGCCAAUCAGUGCUGCUUAGCGGGACAGCCGGAGGGCAGGGGCAGAUGUACCUGAGAGUGAACCGCUCCCUUAGGACGCCUAUCCCCUCCCAGCUCAUUUUCAUGCCCGGCAGCACUGCAACUACUACUGUGGCAACUGUUGCCCAGCAGCCACAGGCUCAGCAACAGCAGCAGGAAGUGCCUCCGACUUCCUCAUCCAGCAGCCAAUCUGAUAACGACCAGGUACAGAAUCUAGCCAUGCGAGGUGUGUCGGGUCCUAAAGGUGUGGGUGUUAAGACUGAAACCCCAGAGAGAAGUGACUCAGCUGCCUACUCGCUGGUCCAGCCCUCUCACCAGUCUACCCCUCAGUCCCCCACCAAACCAAGCCAGCCUCAGCCCCAGCCACCCCACAUCAAAAUCCCUACCUACCCCCAGCCUACUAAUCUCAAAGCUCACCCCGCCUCUUCUUCCGGUGCCUCGUCGUCCUCGUCAUCUUCCAUCCCUCUCUCCCAGCUCUUACUCCACGGUACUCGAACCCUCACCACAGGAACCACAGCUCCCACAGCAGCACAUACUCUGGUCCUGACAUCCAACGCCACAUCUCAGCCCCACGGGUACCCGGUGGGCACGGCAACCAUCAAACCAGCGGUCAACGCUCAGACUCUGGUCGUGCAGCCUCUGCAAAAAACCUCACUCGGUGCUGAGAAAUCAGGCCACGGAAAUGGACCCAUCCCCAUCCAACCUAAAACUUUACAGGGGCUCCGCCUGCCCCUCCAGCUUCCUUCAAGGAACCCCCCUCCCAUCCUGCCCGCUCCGCCACCUGCCAGCAGCUCCGGCCAGCCUCCCCACACGCCUCACAUCCCAGUGCAGAUAGUGGGAGCCAGGCAGAGCACACUUGGAAACGCCCAGGCUCUCGCUCUGGCCCGUGGCAGCUGCAGCCAGGAUGGUGCUGCCGUCCUCAGCAGCUCCUCUAGUCUGCUCACCAUGGUGGCUUCCAUUGCUUCCAGGGAGGGUGGAGUCGUCGGCCGAGGGGUGGGGCUGAAGACGCUUCAGUCACCCCAGGAGGCUCCCCCCUUGGCUCAGGUGUCUCAGGUGCGUCCACAAGCCAAUCAGAGCUCUGGACAGAGUCAGAACGGACAGCUGGCUUCAAGCCCCGCCUCUUCCCAGCCCUCCACCGUUUCAUCUCCUCCCCCCUCGCUGUCUCGCUCCUCCCUCUCUCUCCACCUGGUGACCGAAGAGCAGAGAGCAGCAUCAGCUGGUGUAACCACCAAUGGAGACUCAUCAGGAGGUCAGACACCACAGAGUAAACAGACGACUGGCUCUCUGAAAAGAAAAUCGGACUCGAAUUCAGCCAACGACGAACAUGGCCCCUCCCCUCCACGGCUCCAGCCAGUCAGAGAUCAUGCCUCGGCCAUCCCACCCAAUCCCGUCGAUGCAGGCUCUGCUGCUGCUCCUCCUCCUCCUCCACCUCCUCCUCCUGCAUCCUCUCCUUCUCCAGUGCUGCUGGUGUCCCGUGGGACUUGUGGUCAGGGUGAGAGAGCUCCUCCACCUCAAGCUGUGGUUAAACCACAGGUUCUUACACACCUCAUAGAGGGCUUUGUGAUCCAGGAAGGGGCGGAGCCUUUCCCUGUCUGCGGUCCAGUCAAGGACUCGGCUGGUGAAGAUAUAACUAAUGACAGUCCAGACACGAACCCGUCGGAGACUGUUACCACAGCAACAGUGCUGAAGUGUGAAUACUGUAAAAACUUUGCUCCUGCCAGCCAGUUCCGAGGCACCAAAAGGUUCUGCUCCAUGUCUUGUGCCAAGAGUAUGUAUUGGUUCCCCAGGUACAACGUCAGCUUCAGGCAGCACUUCAGCGUGCGGCAGGGUCACAGCCAGCGUCAAGCUCAAGAUCACUCUCCGGAUCGGGAUCAGAGGCGCGGACACCUCUCCAACUCGGACGACGAGGGAGGAAUCGCCAGGAGGAGGGUUCCCCGCAGGACCAGCUCAGAAAUAGCCAGUGCCAAGAUAGCAGGGAGGCCCGUACCUGCCAAGUGCCGAUCCGAGUCGAGCCAUUCAGAUGAGGAGUCCAGCGUAGAGGAGGAUGAAGAUGACCCCAUGUCUCUCUCGCCGGCCUCCUCAGCAUCCUGCCACCAGCCGCCUCCUCCGCUCCCAGCAGAGAGCUCACCACCGCCCACCUGCCUGCCUGCUAGCCCCUCCCAGUGGAGCGUGGAGGAAGUGUCACAGUUUAUUUCCUCACUGCAAGGGUGCGAGGAUCUCGCCUCCCAGUUCCUGUCGCAGGAAAUUGAUGGACAGGCGCUGCUGCUGCUGAAGGAGGAGCAUCUCAUGUCCACCAUGAACAUCAAGCUUGGCCCUGCCCUCAAGAUCUGCGCUCACAUCAACAGCCUAAGAGACUGACCGGUGUUUUUUCCACAAAUCCGCAAAGUUUAAAAGUGAAGCCCCCCCCCCCCGGGCAUCCACCACCAGCCCGCGGGUCAGAUAUGGAGCUCGAGAGUCCUGCAGGUGAAUGUUUGAAGUACAGUUUAUUUCCCAAACACGGCAAAGACUCUGGGACUGCAGAAGUGGAAUCUCAUCCCGUUUCACAUCAGAUUCUCGCACAAGUUGUAAAAAUCCUUCAAAUGUGCGAUUUUAUUUCGAUGAAGGUACACGUUCCACCAAAUUCUGCUCAAAAUCAAUGUAAAUGAAGGUUUUGAAUGUAUUUUAAUUGCAAACGAGACUUGUUGAACCUAAAGUACUUGCUCGUUAUGUUUUCUGACCGUAGACCGAGGCUGUGAUUUAUUUUCGUUUUGUUAAACUUCCUUUAAAAGACUGAAGAUACACACAGAAGAAAACAGCUGUGCUUUGUUUUGCACAGGAAUUUGGAAGGAAGACCUUUGGAAGCACUUCUAUAGCACUUCCUUUGUAAAGUGAAGUCACAAAUCUUUUUCUUAUCUAGUUUAGUAUUCCUUCAAAGACAUGAAUUUCAUUGCGUACUUCCAGCAUUCUAAUUAUCUGAGAAGAGAAUACAAUGGCACUUUUAUUUUGAAGGCAGCCUAUUCUUUGCGCUACAGGGUACUGUGAGAGUACAGGGUACUGGGUGCAGAAACACCAGAGUCCAAAUGAAACCCUAAUCCCUCAAGGUUCAAAGAGCAUUUCAUACUUCAAGUAAAAAUACGGACGUUGCAUAACUUUUUCUCACAUCUUUACCGUAUUUUUUUUAUAUCCAGAGAACAUCAGCUCUACUGCUGAAUGCUUUUCACUGUUUUUAAGCUUUUUACCAGAGAAGUUCACGUCAACUCUGUGAUUAUUCACCUGUCAGCAGUUUGUGAGAUUACUCAAAUGGUACCACCAGCUGCUCCUGGUCUGCAUGAGUGCACUUACAAGGCAAGUACACCGGUUUGGUUUUGUGGAGAGAUGCUGUCAGAGAGGAGUUCUGACAAUAAGAUGUUCAUUUUAAAGUGUCUUUAAGUUGCAUUCGUGAACAAGAGAAGUUGCUGGCCACACGUGGACCUACGAUGGAUGUGGGAGAAAUAAGACAUCAUGCCUGAAUGAAUGAAUGACAGUGUGAAUGAGUGAACCUUGAAGCUAUACUGUAAUAAGUGUAAAGUUUGCCUUUGUAUUUAAAUGCACAUUUGUUUGCUGGACUGCCUUGUUUGAAGCUUUUUACUGUAGGACUUUUCUCAUGUUCUCUCUCUGUGAACCUCGUGGCCUUUCUCACUAGUCUCUACAACGAUAGGUUUAGAUGAGGAUUGUCGGUUUUUACUGCUUUCAUAUCAUUCCUUGUUUUAUAUCGGCGCUUACUUUUUUACAACUCUCGAUUAAGCAAUGAAAUGCGUUGCCUUUCCCAAAAAGCGUGACUGAAUAGUAGCUACUUUGAUCAUGGAUCAACUUGCUGUCUUCCUCAUAGCUUUGUCACAUAGCGUGUAACUACCAACAGUAUUUACCUUUCUAGCUAGCUAGCUAUCUUUGGCUUUAUUGUUAGUGACUGUGGCUAUUACAGUACUUUUUGUUUUUCCUUUUUUUUUUUUUAAAGGGUAAUAAUCUUGAUGAUGUGUGCUUAUAUUUCACUUUCCCCAGGAUUUUGGAGUCUUUAAAUCUGCAUAUUGUAAACGCCAAAAAAAAUGAAUUUCGCCUCAUUUCAAGUGAGGUGAGCCACAAAUGCAGCCGUGAUUACCUGUACAACAUUUGUCCAAAAUCAGACCAUUGCAGCGUUGUUCGUUUAGUCUUCAACCUCCCAAAAAGUAGCACUUUUCUCACAGAAAAACAGUGAAUUCAGCAAAAAUGUUCUUUUAUAUAUAAAUCUGUAUACAUACAAAUAAGGAAGCCACUUGGAAUCAAAUGUCUUGCUUGCAAUAAUUUCCAAAAUCUGCAAAAUCUAGAGGGGCUGGUUUUCACAAGAAGAGGUAAUUAAUACUAUCAUGCAAAUAAAUAAUCAAACUGUUUUAAAGCUGUGAUGCUUGUUUUUGUUGUUUGUUAGCCUGAGUAAUGGUUUCGGUUUGCACUGUUGGUUUCCAAGUGUAACAAGUGCAGAUCAUCAGUGGACAGUUUGCAUCACUGAAACUUUAAUGUUUUUGUUUUUAACUCCUCUCCCCCGGCUCGAGUUCAGGCUGAGGUGUUGUGCUGUUUUAAAGAAAAGCCCUUCAGGUUUGUUGUCCCAGAUGUGAUAAAACUAUAGACUGUAAAUGAAAAAUGAAUGUAGUCAUGAUGUCAUACAAUCGCAGUAGCUACAUCCAUUUUAAAGGCUCCGUGGUUAGUUUUGGCCUCAGCUGUGUUGCUGUUUUGGAGUUGGUAGAGACCAUGUUGGGACCAUACGGUAGUUUGGAUUUAACAAGUUGUGUUGAUAAACCUUAUAGCUCAUGAUCCUAACC